CUUCUAUCGCCCGGACAUGUUCAUAUAUAUGUCGUGUCUUGCCGUCCUUCAUAUCCCCUUGCUGGAUUUUAUAUCUCGCUCUGGUUCGUGUUUCCAUGGCCCCUGUCCUACUUCUUUCAGAUACUAGUGUAGGCAAGGACAAAAAAAGAUUAAUUCUCUGCAUGACUAAGCUCUUCCCACAUCUUUCCUUGUGUCCUUCCUCCUACUCUAACACCUUAUAGCUUAUUAGUGUAGGUACAGAGGACAGGCCAUAGUUUUCAGUACAUCCAUACUGUUGUCAUUGUUGUUUAUAGCAUCAACAGUCAGGUCAGGGCUGGAGAAGGCUUGGAAUAAAAUUUAAAUCGUCAUGUCACCAUAUCAUAAUCUUAUGUGUUUAUAAUGGUUUGAUUUUCACAAAGUCUCGAAAAUUAUUAAUUAUUUAUCUUUAAUUAUUUUGUGCUUACAUUGUUUCAUGACCACAAUAUUUUUGUUAAACUAUUUGUUAUGUUGUGAUUUUUUAUUUAUUUUGGAACCUAUAGUAUUGAUGUAUAAAGCUGAUGUAAAGGACAUUUUGUUCUUUUCCUCCGUAUACACUGACGUUUAGAACACUGACUAUAGCGUAGUUUUCUGUGUAAAAAAAUAUAACGGUGGUUCAGUACUAUGUAGGGUAAAACGGGAAAAAUGAGGAAUAGGUUGCCACCUUGUGUCCAGAUAAAUUGUGCUCCACACAAAAAGAGUGCAGUGACGUCAAUGCCGCGUCACAUGUAGGACGCUGUGCGUUGCAGAAGUGAGGGGGUGACGGUCUCCUGAGGCUUAGCCCACGGAGCUGACAGCGUGUUGCACUUGGUUGAUUGGAAAGGUCAGGCUUUCUGUGUCGCUGUGGAGGGAGGGAGGGGGGCAGAGGGGGCAGUAGGCACUAACCCUAAUGUAUAGUGUGUGUCAAAGUGAAUACGCUGCUGCAGUAUGAUGCAUAUCACCAGUGUGUGGACAGACGAUCUACAGCGAUGGACAGCAUUUGGAAAAAAAAAAAACGAUAGCCAGAAAAGAUAAAGAUCCAACUGAAGUCGCAUCAACUGGAAUAAUAAUAAUAGCAAUAAUAAAAAAAACAGUCUGUGCUCAGUGCGUGCGUGUUGCUAUAGAUACGAACGAGCUGCGGAGGAGAGGAGAGCUGUAGCAGAAGGUCUGGCCUAUAGGAGGGCGUUCAGAGAACACCCUUCCCCCAUCUCACUCACACACGGACACUAUAGUACACACCCUUACAGUACGUACUCUCACAUACGGGCCUACACACACACACAGACACACACAGACACACACACUCCUGAUGACUAAAAUUAAGAAAACAAUAAAAACAUAAGUAUAUCCUGGGUUUUAUAAUGUAUUUAAUAAUGCAUUGAAUUGUCCUGAAUCAGCUGCCAUUUAUGACCCCCCCCCCCCCACCGCCUCACCUCCUCCUCUCUCACUCACUGCUGUUGUUGCACCAUUUCUCCUUCAACGUCAUCACGUGAUACGUGAACCACAGACAUAAUGAGUGUGCGAGCACAUUUGCUCACUUCGUUAAUUAUUCAAAGCCCACAGUCAGCUAAUAUUGUUUAUUUUGAUUAACCAUCCGUUUAUAGAUGAUCAAUUAUUCAGUUCAAAAAAACAAUUCUUGUUUCCUCAGGACAUGGAGUUUUACCAGUGCGUAGUAAAUGUCUGUAAAUUACAAUCUGGAUUAUUGCUCACAUUAGGGUUGUGUUGAUGAAUAUUACUUCAUCAAUAGUACCAGCACAAUUGGACUUGUGUACUUUUACCAAUUAUUAUCUCCAGUUUCUCCACUGGUGUCGAUAGACCUUUAAACAGAGAGUUGCUCUUCUCUGCACCUUCUCUCCUGAACAUUUUAGUUUCAUCGAAUGGUAGCAUUUUCUAUUGUCUUGGUACCAAAUGAUGAGAUUUGCACAGCACAUUGCCAAAAUAACUCUUUAAAAAACAAAAAAAAACCCCUUGACUCCUCUCCCAGGCUGUGCAGAGUGUCAUCAUCCUAAUGUCUCACUGAUUCUCUGAGAAGCAUAAUCCAGGAUAACGGUCUGAAAGUCACGCCACCAAAGGCACUGACCUACAAAUGAUGAAUCAAAUAUGAUUAUGGGUCAUAUUGGUCUGAUGAAUCAGGUGUGAUAAAUCAUGUAGGACUAAUAGUUUUUAUUGUAGUUGCCAAUUAGCAGGGAAUUCUUUAGGAAAGGGGUGGGGGCUAUUGUUGAUACAGUUUAGAGUUGAUAAAAUAACUUCAGCACCUCCUGUGUUGGUUAAUAAUGUUUCAAACCAAAAUGAGUUUUCCACAGGAUGGAAAUAUAGGACAUGGGUUUCUGAAUCCACAGAUUAAUCCUGGGAUUAUAAAUGAGGCAAUGGGCCUGAGUGUAUUACACUAGACAUAUAGGAAAAUUGAUAAACUGUGCUGAAAUGAACUAUGGCAGACAGGGAGCCAUGUGAUGUGUUCUUCAUGCAGGCAUAAAAUAGUGUAUGACUGAUAAAUUAUUUGGCCCCGAAAUUGAUAUAGACAAAGUCAGAGACUAUGUUGAUUUGAAUUUGGAACAAUUCUAGUUUUUUAAUAGAAUCUGGCUUCACUGAAGUAUCGCUUGACUUGUCACCACCUGUGAAUGUAUGUGACCAUCCUAUAGUGUUAAAAGUCAGAAAUUAUCUGAGAGUGAUGGACUUUCGACAGGGAGAGAACAGAGGAUAAAUAUUGAGAAUAAAAGAGGACGCAAGUGGAUACGAGGAGAAUAAUAUAGGGAAAAUCAAGAAAGAGACAUUGGAAGAGCGAGGGGCAAAAGAAAAGAAAGGGAGAAGAGUUUUUUAGGCAGCAACAUGAAUACGUGUGCAUGUGACCCUUUUCACCACUUGGCGUCACUGUUGAUCCAUCAGAGACAGCUCUACACUCUGAAACAACAACUGGACAAGUCCCUCCCGUUUUGAGGCGCGAGGGGCGCUUCCUCGGUCUUUGUUGUAAAGAGAUGGGAGGGUGGAACAAUCACAUCAUGUCCAAGUAUACAAACCCUCACCUCGGCUGAUUUUUCCCCCCUGCUGGCUUCAAUUUUGUGCGUUCAUUUUCACCUGGAAAAAGAAAAAAAUGUCUUCCAUUUGUAGGAGGAAAUAUCUGGGAAUAUGUCUCUGGUUUUUGCUUUUGAAUUUUUAUUGGGAAACUGUGUGUGGGCAGCUGUCGUAUUCCGUGUCGGAGGAGUUAAAACCUGGAAGCUCUGUUGGAAAUAUUGCUAAAGACUUGAACCUUAAUCCACAGGACUUGGAAUACCGUAAGUUUCAGAUCGUUACUGGAUCCAAAAGGAAAUUCUUCGAGGUAAACCUUAAGACUGGUGUCCUUUAUGUCAGUGAGAGAAUAGACAGGGAGGAGCUGUGUGCGGAGGAGCUCAAGUGUACACUCAGUGUAGAGGCUGUCAUUAAUAACCCGUUGAAGCUGUAUCGUAUUGACGUGGAUAUUUUAGAUGUUAAUGACAAUGCCCCUUUGUUUACCACCGAUCUGCAGCAUUUGCAUAUUGCAGAGAGCACUUUGCCAGGAGUGAAAUUCGCGUUAUCUGAAGCAACGGAUGCAGAUGUGGGGAAAAACGCAGUCAGCACGUACAAGCUGAGCCAAAAUGAGCAUUUCUCGUUGGCAGUGCACAAAUCAGGUGACGGUGUGUCUGCAGAGUUGGUGCUGCAAAAAGCCGUGGACCGAGAGAAGCAGCCUGUGGUCACGAUGACACUGACGGCUGUAGACGGGGGGAGUCCUCCGAAAUCUGGUACCUCAAAGAUAAUAAUUCACGUUUUAGACAAUAACGAUAACCUCCCGAUAUUCAGCGAAGCUCUGUAUAAAACCAAGCUAUUAGAAAACAGCCCCAUAGGCACGACGGUGAUCUCAGUGAAUGCCACGGAUGCAGACGAAGGCCUGAACGGCGAAAUUGUUUACUCGCUUAGAAGCAAAGAUCAGGACCGUGUCCUUGAUAUAUUUGAAAUUGAAAGUCAAACCGGUGUCAUUCAUGUAAAAGACAACGUAGACUUCGAGGAAAGAAAGGCGUUCGAGAUACGCGUGGAGGCCACCGACAAAGGACAGCCUCCAAUGUCGGCUCAUUGUAAAGUGCUGGUCGAAGUGGUGGACCUGAACGACAACGCGCCUGAAAUCACAGUCACGUCGCUGUUAAACACUGUAAAAGAGGAUACUAGUGUGGGUACAGCUGUCGCGCUCGUGUCAGUCGUGGAUAAGGACGGCGGAAAAAACGGCGAGGUGAACGUCCACAUUGAAAACGCGGCGCCGUUCAAGCUCGACACCAACUAUAAAAAUUAUUACUCCUUAAUAGUUGACGGGCCGCUGGAUAGAGAGGCGGUUUCUAUAUACAACGUCACCAUAGCUGCGAGAGACAAAGGAGAGCCAGCACUCUCCAUCACCAGUGUGGUUUCCAUCCGCGUAUCGGAUGUUAACGACAACGCACCGAAGUUUCCCGAGUCUUUCAUUAAUGUGUAUGUGAAUGAAAACAGUCCAGUGGGGAAGAUGAUGAAGUCGGUGACUGCCACUGAUGCUGAUAUUGACCAGAACAGUCAGCUAACAUAUUCAAUUUUGCCAAACAAAGAUGACUUAAUGCACCUGUCAACAAUGGUAAACAUCAACUCAGAGACGGGAGAUGUAACCAGUCUGCAGGCGUUCAACUAUGAGGAGUUAAAAACGUUUCAGUUUAAGGUCCAGGCCACAGACUCCGGUGUUCCUCCGCUCAGCAGCAACGUGACCGUAAAUGUUUUUAUUUUAGAUCAAAACGACAACAAACCAGUGAUUCUUGCGCCAUAUUCUGAGCACGGGUCAAUUUACAGUGAGACCGUCCCUUAUAAUGUUGAAGCAGGACACAUAGUGGCUAAAAUCAGGGCUGUAGACGCAGACUCUGGAUACAACGCACUUCUUUCUUAUCACCUCACUGAGACCAAAGGAAACAACCUGUUUCGGAUCGGAACCAGCACUGGAGAAAUUAAGACUAAGAGGAGAAUGAGUGACAAUGACCUGAAAACCCAUCCAUUGGUUAUAAUGGUCUCUGACAGUGGAGAACCUUCUCUGACAGCUACUGUGUCUGUAGAGGUGGUGGUGGUUGAAAGCUCAGCUGACAUCCAGACUCAGUUCAGACACGUGCCCAUUAAGAAGGAUAACUUCUCUGAUCUAAACCUAUAUCUGCUAAUUGCCAUCGUGUCAGUGUCGGCCAUCUUUCUACUGAGCCUCAUUGUUUUGAUCGUGUUUAAAUGCCACCGGAAAGACAACACUUUCAACGGAUACGGUGCUCCUAUGAUCACCACGCAUCCCGACGGCAGCUGGUCUUACUCUAAAGCCACUCAGCAGUAUGACGUGUGUUUCAGCUCAGACACGUUAAAGAGUGACGUAGUGGUUUUCCCUCCAUUGUAUCCGCAACUAGAUGCGGAACUCAUCAGUAUAAACGGAGGAGAAACGUUUUCCGGGACUCAGACUUUGCCAAACAAAGAGAAGCCCAAAGCACCAAAUUCGGACUGGAGAUAUUCAGCCUCACUGAGAGCAGGAGGAGUAAUGCAGAGUUCUGUGCACAUGGAGGAGUCCUCGGUAAUGCAGGGAGCCCAGGGAGUCCUGGUUCAGAACUGGCCGACUGUGUCCAGUGCUGCAGAUGGUGAAGGAGGAGAGGUGUCGCCCCCAAUGGGUGCUGGUGUAGACAGCAACAGUUGGCAUUUUCGCUAUGGCCCAGGAGGACCAGGUGCACCCCCACAGCAUCUGAAGCCUGGCGAGGUUCCCCCAGAAGCCUUCAUCAUACCUGGCUCACCCGCCAUAAUAUCCAUCAGACAGAACCAGGGCGGAGAUGAUGACAAGAGUGACUUCAUCACCUUCGGAAAGAAGGAGGAGGCCAAGAAGAAGAAGAAAAAGAAGAAGGAAAAGGAAAAGAAAGACAAAAAAGAUAAGGGGAAGGAUGACGGCGAUGAGUAACGAAGCAGAAGGAGAAAAUAAAAACAAAGUAGGAAAGGGCAACGUUAAAACAGAGGUACCAAACAAAGUCCAAUGGGCAAGAAGAACUUUUAGUUUUACCUAUUUUACACUAUCAAAACAUAUUCUGUUAGUGGCCAGGCCUUAUCAAGAUUAGUUCCACCUUCAGUUCCAUGCUAAGGUACCGAUUGAUCUUGACUUGAUAAAAGAAAAAAUAACAUUGAUGUUUCUCCACGCCCUUAUGUGCCUAUGAAGCCAGAGUCAUGUCUUGUAGGUUAUUAUGUUAAGUAGCCACUCUUGCUCUUGUCUUGAAAUUUGUCCCUUAACCCAGUGGUUACGUUGGCACCUCUGUCUUACCCCCUGCCCAACUACGAUGUAUAAACAGUUGUCUCGGUGAAGAGACAAUUUUUUUUGUGCCAGCCAAGAAAAAGAGGAACGAGGAAAAUGAUUAGGCAAAUGAUUAAUACACUCUGAAGCUGGACACACACUUACUUGUAAAUAGCACAGAUGAGGGUCACUGAAACCAAGACUAACAUGAUCAAAUGUCAACGCUCCAGAAUUACCUUCAGUGUUUCCUACGAUUGCAAUGAAACCACAUGCCAACACACGCAUGCUCACAUAUAACAGAAACAUGUAAACAAAAAAUUACCAACACGUGCAAAGGCAAAAAGGGGGACACAAAAUCACCCGUGAGGAGAGAAAUACAAAUGAGAGAGACAAUAAUGUCGGCCAAAUGUGCUCGAAAGUUGCGCUUCUUGCUCUGCACAGUCACCUGGUUACGGUGAACGGUUUUAUAUCAGCUCUCGGAGGAUGGAAGCAGCAUCCUCUUAAAAUCACCUGAAAAAAACUCUGUCUUUGGAAGACAGAGCUCCAUCUCCUGCCGCAGCCCAAACUGAGGACGGCAGAGACCCCUGAAGGAUGACAAGGUGCAUGGCAGACGGGAGGAGUCUUGCCAAUCUUUCUUCUGACUUUCUCCUGACACUUCUUCCAUUGAGAGGACUUUGAUGAAACCAAAUCAAGACAUCAAGAGAGUCUAUAAAAAAACCCUCUCCAAAUGCUUUCUGCUUUGAAUGUCUGGUGGCAGUCAGUCCUCCAAUACCUUGAGUGCACGACUGCCCACCUGCUUGUGCUUGCCCGAGUUGCACCAAGCAACAAGCCAUUCUCUCCUCCUCCAACCUGGGCUCUUCCUCACGGUCACACGUCCCCGCCGUUUGCCGCCUAAUCUGGGGAUUUUGUAAACAUUUUGAUUUUAAUGUUAUUCUCCAAAGAGCUUUGUUGCUGCAAGAUGUUUUUUUUUUCUUAAUUGACUUUUAUUUGCGUGCAGUGUUUACCCUAAAACAGCCCUGUCUUCUGGCUCCCACUGCACAGGAAUAUAUCUGCAAAUGGCCUGCUCUGAACAUUGUGGUGUGCUAAAAAUAGCAUGGAGUAAUGUGGACAAGGCCUGGGGAAACCCAGUUGGGGUCUCAACCCUGAUUUCCUGUCAGAUGAGUUCAACUUGGUUCAUUGCUUUUAAAAUUGUAAACAUGAUUUUCAUUUUUUUUUUUUGUCUGUGUAGCCGCUAAUGAGAGGGAACCAGGUGGAAAGAAUCAUAUUACAGAGGUGAAGAACUCCAGCAGACCUUCCCUCCAUGUAAAAAAAAUAAAAUAAAAUUCACAUUGAUUGUUCAAGACUGUUGAGUCAUUUAGUAUUAGCUUUUAUGUACGCUGUAAAUGUAAGGGUAGACAUUUCAUGUAUUGUCUUAAAUAUUGAUCCUUGCUAAAAUAUGGCCAUGGGAAUCGGGGUAUUCCUAUUUGACCGCUGUGUUCCACCAAUCCUCUCUCAGGAGCUUUUGAAACUCGGGCGCACACGCCCCCAAAAACCUGCUUCUGUUGAUUCCCUUCCCUGCCUGUAUCAUGUUGUCACAUCCCCCUAAGGUUUUACGGCUCAGUAUGACGUCACUCCAUUAAGUGGCUGCUGCAUGUACUGCUGUAAGGAAACACUUACUAUAUAGAGAAAUAUAUAAAUAGAUAGAUGGCUAUGAUUUUAUUUUAUUUUUUGUAUGAUCAUUUUAUCUUCAUUAUUGAUGAAAGAGGUAUUUGUAUGAACUUCUGUCUCGCCGAACAUCUACUCACUACAAUCUCCACUCCUGACAGAUGUUGUAUGACGUCCACUCAAACCUUUUUAGAUAUUUGUAAAUGCUGUAGCGUGAUACCUUUCAGCUCAAUCUUUUUUUCUCUCUCUCUCUUUUCCGACUCCAAUUUUUGCUUUUGAAAAAAGCAAAACAAGAAAAAAGAACAAAAAAAAAGACACUCUGGCUUUGACAUGAUGAUCUAACAAAAACUCUACUACUAUUGUAACUGAAAUAUGUAUGAUGAGCUAUCACUUCUUCUUUCACUCAUUAAAAUAAAAAAAAAUGACUGAAAAAAUAGUCCAGUGUAAAAAAAAAGGGUAUGUGUAGUAUCUUAUCGUGUUUAGUGAACAUUCAUGCUGUCAUUCUUUUCGAGUAUGGUGAUGAACUACGACGGCUUGCUGCUGUCUUCAAUGGAUCAGCCCGGAUCUGUGGUAAAACUUUUAUUUUUCUUUGUACACACCCACUCAUCAAAUGUAAGAGUGAUGUAGUGAAAGUCAUUUAUUUCAUUAAUUUUCUGACUUUUUUUAUUUUACCUAAAUGGAUACAGUGGUAAUGUGUUUUGUUAAAAAAAAUCACUAAUAAAGUUUUCUUUCUAAAA
Messenger RNA from Cynoglossus semilaevis (tongue sole), 8634 nucleotides. Its product is annotated as protocadherin alpha-10-like. Gene Ontology annotation, biological process: homophilic cell-cell adhesion. Bases 3083 to 5929 code for a protein of 948 amino acids. Gene Ontology annotation, cellular component: plasma membrane. Lineage: Eukaryota; Metazoa; Chordata; Actinopteri; Pleuronectiformes; Cynoglossidae. The record is from RefSeq and is a predicted model, not a curated record. Gene Ontology annotation, molecular function: calcium ion binding. The transcript is spliced from 4 exons.